Molecule: messenger RNA, 5876 nt
Organism: Patiria miniata (bat star)
Lineage: Eukaryota; Metazoa; Echinodermata; Asteroidea; Valvatida; Asterinidae
Product: transmembrane protein 243-like
Exons: 6
Coding region: 288-653 (121 amino acids)
Source: RefSeq, a predicted model, not a curated record
AUGUCAAAAAUAAACCAUCAACUUCAGUACACAGGUUUCUGGGAACCGCGUAGUGUAAAGCAUGUGACGUUUAUAUGAAAACUCCCCAUCUGGUUCUCGUAGUUCUGAGUUAAAUUUAGCUUCUGCGAUAUUAUUGUCCCGACUGUCAUGAGCCUCAACUGUUGUUGACGUCGUUAUUGUGAACUGGAAAGAAUGAGUGCCAAGCUUCAUGAAGGAAAGGACUAUUAUUAAGAGAGCAGGCAUACUGAGUUGAAAAGCCAGGUGGUGUUACUACAUAUGAAUGAACCAUGAGUUACUACGAGAAUGAUGCCGUGCAGACUCCUCUAUUUGGAGAAAGACAAACCAGGGACCGAGUCAUAAAUCUGUCACUAGGAGUCGUUACAGCUAUUCUAGUAACAGUCACGCUUGUCAGUGCUUUCAUUUUUCCUGACUGGCCUCCCUCCAUUGUCAACAUUGCCUUUGCGUUUGUAAUCGUCUUAGUUUGUGGAGGAAAUCUUCUAUUGAUAUACUGGUACAGAGAGGGGGACGUAGCACCCAAGUUCCGCGGUCUGAUCUACUACAAUGCUGCCACUGUCUUAUUCCUGUGUGUCUGUGCGAACUUGUAUAUUCACGAAGUUGAAAAAUCGCCAAAAACUCCCUCCACGACUUGCUAACUGACAAUAUUUGCGAAACUCGACAGAAGAUACAUGUAGGAUCCAAUGUGUUACACAUAUGAGCAUUGAUUGAGUUGAUAUCAGAACUCGCUUUGGUUCAAAGUCUAUUCUUUUCUGAUUUUUAGCAAUGCGUGUAGGUACCAUCAUUGCUUACAUCAAUAAGAUCAGGCAAGCCGAGUGAAGUUAGCCCCACACCAGUCUAUGGGCCUCAUGCAUGAGUCGGCCAUAUUGAAUUGAAAGUGAGGUCAUAUCUUCAUUAUUUGGAGCUUAUGAAGAGAAGUUAAAGCAAGUAAAUUACUAAUUAAUUCAAGUCUGCUUCAAGGAAUCAUUUAAAACUUGUAAUUAAACAUUCCCUAAUGUUUUAAGCCAGAUUUAACAAAAACAAUGUCAUUAUUGAAACAAGGCUGCAUAAAUAGUCUGGCGCCAUCCAAUUCAACAGUUAAAAAUUUAUGAAGUACAUUCAGGGAACUUGACAAAAAUGGCCAGCUCGUGCAUAAGGCCCAUAUAGCACGAGUGGCAGUCGGUCAAUGAAAUACAUACAAUGAGGACACUAGGCUAUGCAGAGUGUACAAAUUCUAUUCAACUGCUUCAGUGCAUCUGUCCAUUGGAAGUCUUUCAUGCAUCUGGUCUACACAAUGGGCUGGAUGUAGCCCAUUCGCUGGCAUUAUAAUGGAGUAAUCCUAUACAAUAACACUGCCCGGUUGCUUCAUGUAACAGUCAGUCAGUGAGGAAGGUAUGCUUGGGAACACUUGGCUGGACCUCUUCGACAAGCACAAAAACAAAUCAAUGAUUCUAAUAUGUUUUUCCAAGGUUUUUCUGAGUUACAUGUACUCUGCCUUAAAAACAAUUGAGUGCUAAUGAGAAGUGAUAGGUGUGGGGUGAAGAUAGGUGUGCUGUCCCCAUCAAUACUUCCACUGAACAAUAGAAAAUGGCCAUUGAUAUUUUGGGGGCCAAAAAUGCCGUACCCAUCCUUCUCCCUGAUUCACCCAUAACAUGUAGGACAAAGUGACCGUGGAAAGGUCAUGUGCGGCAAGGAUGUAAAUUCUCCUACAAUUGCCUGAUUCAGGGUUAUUUUCCCCGAAGUAUCUCUAAAAUAUUCAUUUAUACCAUACGUGUGUGUAUGAUUUUCUUUAUACAUGUAUCUCAAAUUUCAGGCAAAAAUGUCAUAGUCAUUUACCUGCUGCUCCCUGCUUGUGUAGCAGUGGUUUUUGUGUAGCGAUUGGUGGGUGGGGCAUUAUGGGUGCAACCCCCCCCCCCCAACUUUUCCCAAAAGUGAAGAAGAAAAACAAGACCAAAAGCAAUUAAGGGAUAUGAAGUUUACAUCAACAUAAAAGUAGAAACUACCUCAAAGUGGCUUAAAAAUAAACAGACAUAUCAAUGUAUGUUUGUGUCAUGAACAGUGCCCCCUUUGGAAAAUUACGGCAACCUCUCCCCCCCCCCCCCCCCUCAUGUCUCCAUGCUGUUAUUGACAAAGGCUUGACAGACUGUUCUAUGUGUAUGCACCAUUGCCAAUCAAAUUGGUACAGUGGCAAUUUACAUGUGACUUAAUUACUUUAAAACCCUCCUACUAUUUAAGAGGUCACAAACGGUCAACACUUUCUUCCUCACCUCCUGGCACACUGUGUACAAACCAAUGGGGGUCUUGACCAAUAUUGACCCAAGUAAUAACAAGACUGACAAUGCAUGUUUCCAUAGGAGGGUUUUAAUGAGAAUUUGGCAGAUGAGGCUCGGUGCCAAAAUGUUUUUUUUUAUUGUGGAGAAGAAUUUUAAAAGGAGAAUAUUUAUAGCAAGUUUUCCAUGUUUUUUUCACUCAAAACUGUUACUUCCACAUGGAAAUUAAACACGCCUGAAUUGUCAAUGUUGGGAAAUAUUUCAAGUGCUCUUUUCAAAGAUCCUUCUUUCAAUUUGUAUCAAAUAUGUUCACUUACAUACUCUUUAUUUCCAUAUCUUUGGUCUAAAUGAAAUCAUGUUUUAUGUUCAACUUUGUGUGUACUGUAUGAUGUAUUAAUACAUACACAGUGGUUCAUUCGUUUUUAUGCAAUGCCUUAAUUUGCGGUCUAUUAUAUUAAAUUUCUUUGUAAAUGUAUAUAUUUCAGAUAUAUUUUAAUUUGCAAACUUUAAAAUCACGUCUUAUAUUGUACUAAAUGUGCAUGUACAUGCCAACUGUUGUUGUUUAACAAAAACAAAUGCACACAACAUAUCCUUAUGAUUUUAAAAGUUUGAGCCUUGCAGUAUUUGAAAUUGAUUUAUGUAGCUUGAAAAUUCAACCACGAAGUGUUUGAAUACAAAGGGAAUUUUCUUUGACAGAAAUGUGCAAUUUCUUUUAUUGUUAUGAGACGAUAUAAUAGCCUAGAGUAGGAACUGCAUAUGUGCCAUUCGUUGAUAAUAGAAAGUGUUAAAGUUAGAGGAUCUAAUCUUCAACCACUGGAGAGGUUUCCUCUUAAGGCAAAGACUUUGAUGGGAUAGAAAUACCAGGUUCUCCCAAUUGUAUGGUUUAUUUGUUUCAAGACACCCCGGACGAUCAAUAUAUUUGCAAUAUGGCAGCAUUUAUUUUGUAUUUUAAAACAAAUGAUCCUUCAGGCAAGUUAAAAAAUAAUAAUUUCUCGAAAGGAGGAGGCUGUUACAACUGAUAAUGAUGAUAACCAACGGAUAACGUAUCACCAACCGAUAAUGUAACAACAAUUGACCGAUACUGUAUCACUAACAGAUAAUGUAACGCAAAUAAUACCGAUAGUGUAGUAAAUGUAAUAAAGUAUCGGUCAAUUUGUGUUACAGUAUCAGUAAACCGAUAAUGUGAAAAAAAUUGACUGUUAGUGAAGUAAGAUUUACUACACUUUCAGUCAAUUUUUGUUACAUUAUGGGUUAGUGAUACAGUAUCGGUCAUUUUUUGUUACAUUAUCGGUUGAUGAUAGUUAUCCUUUUGUUAUUAUAUUAUCAGUUGUAACAGAGGCUUUUCUUCACAAAGAUGGUGAAUUUCCCUAGAUGGCAGAUGGAUUCGUCCAUUUCUCAUUUUGCUGAUACAUGUACUUAGGUGUUCAAAGAGUUUUUACCCAUUCUUCCAGAUUUUGAAAACUGCAUACCUAAGCUACAAAUUUGCUGGAAACAAAUAAAAAGACAAAAACCAGAUACAUGUACUUUGAAUUACACAUGGAUGUUUGGACACAUGGAUGGAAAUGUCCACAAAGAUUUACGUAGCUGUAAGAAAAAAAGGUGAUCAUGUGUUACAAAUAUAAUAUACUUAGUAGAAAAUCUCAGUGUGAUGCCAAACUGUCCUGUCACUCCUAAGAGUCUUCGCUGUUCUAUGAAGUGAAAAAAAAAAAAAAAAAAUCUGGAAUUUCUUUUUAUUUUGAGUAUUAAUUUAGUGCAUUAUGAACUUCAGUACAGAGUCGACUCGUUCCUUAGGUGAUUUUCGAUACAUUUAUUUUUAUUAUUUUUUUUUUAAAUUUAUUUUUUAAUGUUUGCAUAAAAAGUUUAACAUACUGAUAUUAAGAUAUGUGACAGAGGGGUACCCCCCAACCUCCUAUACACACCUUACACCAUUGUUACCUAACACAUCCACGUAUAGAUCUCAAAAGAAUUCGUGAGAUUCUGGUAACACAAUGACCAACACAAAAGAGGGGGGGGGGGUCCCUCUGUCACAUAUCGUGAUAUCAGAAUACAAUGCAGUGUCGUAAAAGUUACUGUAGUGAAUGUGGAUCAGACCUACAUGAACGUUUCUUCCAGAACUAGGUUUGUGGUAGCACUGUAUAAAUCAGUUUGGUGCUAAAAGGUCCUUAUACAUGUACAUCACUCCGAGGAUUGCUGGCAAAUGCCCACAGCUUAGAUUUUAGGCCUUAAAAAAUUAGUUUUUUUAUGUCAUUGUCAAAGCAGCUUCUGUUCAUUGAAAAAUUGCAUCUAGUAAGUAAGAAGAGCGUUCUACUUUUGGCUGCUAAAGUUGACAAUUCAAAUAAUUUUCUCUUAAUAAAUAAAGAUCUUUUGGCUAAAUUUUCCAAUAAGGAUCUGGAUGUAAUGAGACCUUGUGUCGGUUCCGAUGGUUUGAUAUGAUGUGUAGAACACAUUUUGAAUGUUCAUUUUCAUUUCAACCUCCGCGCUCUUAAAGCCUUCUUGAAGAUAAAUCCUUAGUGAUCUUCGCUGGCGGCAAUCGUGCAUUUGCCCCAAGAAGGCGGAAUUAAUGGUCUGAACGUCGGUGGGGUCUUGAAUCUUCUCAAAACCACUCAAGUCUAAUUUCCACGGUGCUACCACAACCUCUUGUUGGAAACAGGUGCAUGUAUUACAAUAAUGGUAAUUAUGAUUAUACAAAGUCUAAAGACGAUGUAUAAAGUGAAAAAAAAUGUAUGUGAAAUGCACGUUAUGGUAAAUCGUGGAUUCAAAGUGAUGUAAGUGGGGAACAGUUCGUCUGGCCAGCUGUGACCCGAUCGCGACACGGUGGCUAUCGGACAUGGACCUCGACAUAUUUUGAUUCGGUGUUGCACAUACCAUAGUGUCCCUUUCCCAAUGCAUAUACAGAGUGGCAGUAUGGCGCGUAUUUACAUCAAACCAUGGCUUGUUCCCGAGACGUCAAACUCUCACCACUUCGCGCCGGUAUUAUUUUUGCCGAAAAUUUCUAUUUUUUGCAAAAGGCAAAAUAUUUGCCAGCCAACUUCUGAUAUGCAGCCAAACGCCAAAAAUACUGAUUCGCAAGAGUAAUUUCAACAAUAUUUGUACGAUAUUUCUUGCCGAAACCUAUACGUUUUAAUACUCCGGGAUGUGGACUGGAGCGUACAUGGAAAAACAAUAGGCCGUGCACGACGCCCAAUAAAAGUUCAACACACUACCCGUCCCCACAGACUUCACAGACUUGGUGUGUUUGUGAUGUGUACAAAAGACACGAGGGAUUAUUGUGUUCAGACGUCACCCGGAGGCGAUUCGAGGCAAUAUUGACGUCUUAACCCGUCAGCCGUGCCUGUGAUAACAAAAACCAAGCCAGUGCCUGUUAUCACGUCCUCCGAAGCGAACUGGUUAAUCGUGCCAAAAUUCUUCACAAAGUAUUGAGAAGAACGAUUAAGAACUCGAAUCCACCACUUACCGACGUGUCUAUUUCUUCAACAUAAGCACUGAAAUGUAUAUGUACGAUACAUGUAUACUCAAACUAAAGACGUAUCGUGUAAAAGAAAAAAAAAUAUCUGUAAAUUUGAAAUGUAAUGUGAAAUGUACUAUACGAAUAAAAUUAUGAAAACACUUUUA